Theobroma cacao (cacao) is the source of this 1456-nucleotide messenger RNA. Its product is annotated as transmembrane epididymal protein (DUF716). Lineage: Eukaryota; Viridiplantae; Streptophyta; Magnoliopsida; Malvales; Malvaceae. The record is from RefSeq and is a predicted model, not a curated record.
GGAAACAUCUUUGUUCUUCUUUUGGCAGGGUUUUUAUAUUGGAGACAUCUCAUUCUCCACUAGACAGUGAUUGGAAGAAACAUCUGGCCCUCAUAAUCCCGAAGGGCCAUGGCUUUUGUACCUUGCAUGAAAUUUAGGCUUUUUUAAUUUGGUCUUGGUGGUUUUACAGGCAGCCAACCAUAACAAUCGGCAACAAAGAUACAUUUUUGCUUGUCUGAUCCUGUUACUUUGACGUAUUCCAAUAGUUGAUUUAGAUCAUGAUCCUUCCAGUAUCCAACUCUGAUCUCCUGCACUUGUCAAUUUUGGUGGUCUCAAAGUGAAGCAAUGAAUGUCUUCUUCAAACUUUUACUUUAGUAUACAAUUGAUCUUUUCUUAAUGGAUGUAUCAUCCUUCUCAUCAACUUUUGAAAGAUACAAGACCCUCCAUACCUGAGAGACAGAAGCUUCCAUGGGCACAUUUGUUGGACACUUGGUGCCAGGCCUGGCACUUACCUUUCUUGGCCUAUGGCACACCAUCAACAAUAUCAGAAACUAUUGUCUCAAGGGCUCUACGAAAUUUACAGUAAGGUUUUGGUACCCCUUCAAUGGCCCUCUUUCUAGAUUCAAACAUUUGGAGCUCAUUUUUAUCCUGUCUUUUUCCCUGUUAGCAAUUUUCAUGCAAAUUUUAGACUACCCUUUUCUUCGAUUUGCUUUCGAACUUGAUAGCUUCGAGCAUGCGAGCAUGUUUCUCCACCUUGCCAUAUUUGCAGGUUUCACUCUUUCUGCUGAAUUAACUCAGUCCUCUGAGAUUCUAUCUGCUGUUCCGGGAAUUCUUGUAGCGUCUGUUUUUGGUCAGGAGCUUUUCUUGCUCCAUUUCCACUCAGCUGAUCAUGUUGGACUUGAAGGCCAUUACCACUGGCUCUUGCAGCUCAUAGUGUCUGUGUCUCUCCUGGCAGCUUUAGCAGCAAUGCUUCUACCAACUAGUUUUUCCACGGUUCUUGUUCUUUCGAUUUCUGUUGUAUUUCAGGGUUGUUGGUUCAUGAACAUGGGAUUUAUGCUGUGGACACCUGAGUUUGUUCCACGAGGAUGUAUUAUGCAGUUGGCUGAAAGCAGCAGUGACAGCAUGCAUGGAGCUGUGACUUGCGAGUCACAUGAAGCAGAUAUGAGGGCCAGAGCAUUGGCAAACUUGCAAUUCAGUUGGAUACUCUCUGGAAUUCUGAUAUUCACAGGAUUAACCUGCCUGAAAUUCUCCAAAAAAUGCACCCUAGGGGCACAAUCAACUGAAUAUGAGCAACUUCAAGUUAAAGGCAGCGAUGUCCCCAUAACUAUUGAUAGCUUCAAGCGAGCUGAUCCUUAGGUGUUAGUAAAUUUUACAUGUAACCCUCCAUCAAUAACAAAGAAAUUGGAUCAGAAGGCUGAUCCUGAAAACUUCUACGCUAGUGAGUAAAUAUUAAGAUGCUCUUGUUCUGGAUUUGUCA